Rhodofomes roseus is the source of this 998-nucleotide messenger RNA. RefSeq lists its product as uncharacterized. The record is from RefSeq and is a predicted model, not a curated record. Bases 8 to 658 code for a protein of 216 amino acids. The transcript has 4 exons. NCBI's taxonomy places the organism in Eukaryota, Fungi, Basidiomycota, Agaricomycetes, Polyporales, Fomitopsidaceae.
GCCAGACAUGCCCGACUCAGCACGCAAUGUCGUCCAGCCAGACACCGCCCUCCACAUCCGUGUCACAAACCACGGCAAAAUUCAGACUUGCGUCCAGUUCGCGCUCGCGUCUCUCGAGGAACACCCAGACAGACCUGUGACCUUCCACACGAUGCCUGCGGCCAAAGGCAAGGCGGUCGACCGUUCUGAAGCCAACAAUUCAGUCGCCCCAACGAAAGACCAACCUGGCGGAUCGGGGGCCGCAGUCAGCAAGAGACCACAUAACCACACAUCAAUGACAACGAUUCCUCGCCUCAUCAGCGUCGUAGAGAUCGUCAAAAGAGAGCACCUGAAGACCCUCGAUCCUGCGUUGUCUCAAGCGGGGAAACUUUCAGGUCUUCACCAAUAUAAUGAAAUCGGCGAACUAGAGCCAGAGGAGCCGGAAGAUGCUCUGAGUCCUGAAGAGGAGAGGCAACGGGCCAUUACUCUCGCAUUGUCCAGCAAGCGCCAUCUCAGGCAGCACAAGGUUGCCUACAUGAAGGUCACCCUGUCUCGUAAAGAACUGCCCGACUUGGUGCCCACCGGCGCGACAUACCAGCAGCCGGAGAUCCGUGCACUAUCCAAGUCUGCCAGAACACGUCUCAAACGAAAGCUGAAGAAGUCUGACGCGGCUACCUGACGCGGCUGCCGUUGUGUCGCUCGUGGUUGCACUCGCUGGCUCAAGUCUCCGGCAGCCCCAAAGCUACCGAGCAGCCUCUUGUAGACUUGGCGAGAUUGGUGGCGGACCAAUGCCGUUCGGACCUUGAGCUGACGUGCUGUCUAGAGCACGCCAGGUGGGUUUGUUUCUCAGAGUUGUUCUAUCUCAGUAUUGCUGGAGGCCCACCGCGUCCAACUACGGAUGUAUUUCGAGAUUACACGGACCUUACAUACUGUCGACUUGCGACGACAUACAUAGGUCAACUACGAAUACACUUACAUAUGUUACGAGCUUUAUCGUCUCGCCAUACCAUCACGCAGGA